AUGCCCUAUGCACAACCACCGCUUGGAAAUUUGCGGUUUGCAAAGCCGCAAGCGCCGCUACCUUUCUCGGGCGUGCAGCAAGCAAUGAGUUACGGAGCAGCAUGCUCUCAGCAAGCUGGCUUUACCCCUCCUGGUCUCCCCUUUACUUUCCCUACCUCAGCCCCGCUCGCAAACAUCUCUGAGGAUUGUCUCUUCGUCAAUGUUUUAAAGCCUGCCUUUGCCACUGCUGAAGAUGAGCUUCCGGUGCUUUUUUGGCUUUAUGGAGGUGCUUUCUCUUAUGGUGACUCGUCGCUCAACACUGGUGACGUUUUGGUCGAGCGAUCCAUCGCCCUCGAGGAACCUAUGAUUUUUGUUUCUAUAAACUAUCGUCUCAAUGCGUUCGGCUUCUUGGCAAGCCAGGAGGUAUUGGACGCUGGUCUUACUAAUAUAGGCCUUCGAGACCAGCGUUUUGCAUUGCAGUGGGUUAAACAGUACAUAUCCGCGUUCGGAGGCGAUCCUGAGAAAGUUACAAUAUGGGGAGAGAGUGCAGGCUCUUUCUCGGUCGGGCUACAUAUGGUUCUCAAUGACGGUGACCCAGAGGGUCUCUUUCGCGCAGCUGUUAUGGAAUCUGGAUCAGCGUACGCCUUAAGGAAUGUUUCAGCCGCCCAGCAAUAUUAUGACUUCCUUGUGGAGUAUACGGACUGUACAGAACAGGCAGAUACGCUGAACUGUCUGCGGCAGGCACCAUACGAACAGAUAGUGGCUGCUGUUCCGAUAAUCUCGGGCGACUGCGAUGAUGAGGGUACGUUGUUUUCUUGUGGCAACACGAAUAUAACGACAAACCCUGAAUUUCUGAGCUACAUUCAAUCCAACUAUUUUCCUGAUGCGAGCGCAGCCGAAGUUGCGGCAGUCGGGAUGGCAUAUCCACCAGAUCCAAUUUUGGGAUCACCCUUCGGGACCGGAGAUGCCAACGAGAUUACUUCGCAAUACAAACGGAUCGCAGCGUUCACUGGUGACUGGCAGUUUGAAGCGCCGCGACGGCUGACACUUGGCGUAAUGUCGCAAACCCAGGACACUUGGGCAUACUUGUAUAAAAGGGGUAAAUCCGACCCUUACCUGGGCGCAUACCACUCGUCCGAUUUACCCGAGUUCUUCAGCAAUAUUGAUUUCAUUGGAACAGACGCACUCAUCAAUUUCGUGGUUAACCUAAAUCCAAACGCACCUCCAGGGCUCGUUUCCGGGAUAAGUCAUCUCUCUGGCGUGAAUUGGCCGCAAUGGGGCUCGGAUGUCGCAGCACCGCCUUUGCUGACCUUCCAGGACCCGGCACCAACGUUCAACUUCACCACUGACAAUUUCCGCUGGGGUUCUACAGCUCUUCUUACCAGUCUUUCCUUACAGAUGCCUUGA
This is a messenger RNA of Fibroporia radiculosa, 1386 nucleotides long. RefSeq lists its product as uncharacterized. The record is from RefSeq and is a predicted model, not a curated record. The coding region runs from base 1 to 1386 and encodes 461 amino acids. The transcript has 16 exons. Lineage: Eukaryota; Fungi; Basidiomycota; Agaricomycetes; Polyporales; Fibroporiaceae.